CAGAGAUAGAGAGAGAGAGUCUGUGAGGAGGCAGAGUACGAGAUACACACAGGAACAGAGGCAUAGCAUGUGCUUGUGAGUCAGAUUGCUUCUGUGCGUGCGUGUGUGUGUUUGUGGGUGUGUAUGAGUGUGUGUACAGAGAGACAGACAGAUAGAGAAAGAAGGGAAAGGAAUUCCACAGACAAAUGGUGCUCGCAGUGCUGUAGAGAAAGAUAUUGCAGAAAAAUCUUGCGUACAUGUGAAAAUUCCAAGAAAGAGGACGGGGCAGAGUGUGUGGACAUCGAAAAGGAGGAAAGCAGACUAAGACAUCCAUGAAACCUCUUACACAACUGACCGAGUGAGUGAGUGAAUGAAUGAUUGACUGGAGGGACACAGGAUUCAAUCAUCUCUGGACCAACAAGAAUAUAGUGCACCUUAAAUCUUUUCUAGCAAAGGUGCUUUGUGACGCAUCCGACAUCUCAACCUCCAUCUUUCCCAUCCUCCACCAUUCCAUCCAUCCGUGGCUUCUGAAAACAGACAGGGAAGUGUUUUCUUCGUCCUCACGAAUGCAACAGGAGGAUCCGAUGCGAUGGGCAGCACACCGAGGGACAAGACAGCCCGAGACAACAGAUUUGGGGAACUUUGUGUUCUCAUGCAAUAGAGACGCUAAGAUCUACUGAAUAAACCACGCCACACAUCCAAAUCCAGAGAUCUGCAACUAAAAACACAAGAGACACAUAUAUAUGUACAGUUUAGAAUGCCCAAUUCCCAAUGCACUCUAAGUCCUCGUGGUGGCGUAGUUACUCGCCUCAAUCUGGGUAGCGGAGGACGAAUCUAAGACCGUCAAUCCGUGGGUCUUAUCAUGUGGCUUGUUGAGCGCGUUACCGCAGAGAUGUAGUGUGUGUGGAGGCUUGCAUGAUUCUCAGUGGAAUCCACGCACAAUCCAUGUGCCCCACCAAGAGCGAGAACCACAUUAUAGCGACCACGAGGAGGUUAACCCAACGUGACUCUACACACCCUAGCAACCGGGCCAACUGGUUGCUUAGGAAGCGUGACUGGAGUCACUCAGCACACCAUGGAUUCGAACUUAAGACUCCAGGUGUUGUAGUCAGCAUCUUUACUUGAUGAUCUACAAAGUUAUCCAUCUACUGGAUUCAUGAAGAAUAACAGGAAAAGAAACAGCACUACCUAUGAGUCUGCAUAUCUGCGCCAUGCUGGGAAAAGUACUGGAAGUAAGAAAGGUCUGGCAAGACUCCUGAGACACUAUCAGAUCUGUCACGUCAUCAAAGAGUGGACACACCUACUGUCAGAAUCAACACAGACUCUUUAAGGAAUUCUGGGCUUUUAAGGAUUGGGAGACUGCCUUACAGAUUUUGUUCAAUGCCACGUGAGCACCUCCCAAAAAAGACUUUGCUUAUCAGAACACAGCUCAUGGAUGUGUAGCCAGUCUCAAGAAAACUCUAGAACAGAACAGGGUCAUACCACAACGGGGGCCAAAAACAGGAAGAAGAUACGGGGUGGUUGUGACACUGAGGUGGAUGAAACUUUUGUAACGAUUGUUGCAUAAUUUCCUAUCUGAAACUCAUAAAGCAACCUAACGACAGAUGGUGAACAACUGAGUUAAACUAAACAGCAUAUAAUAUCUGAAGGUUCUCCUAAAGCUACUCUGUAUUUAGGACUUUAUUGAAUUUAUGCCAAGAUAGAUGUGAAAACAUUGAAAAAAUUGCCAACAUAUCUUCUGAUUUUGAGUGUGACACACUGUGUAGUGUUAUAAUUUAAUUGAAUAUCCUGUUAUUAUAAAUUAACAACAUUGAAUUGUGCAAUAUCAGUAAACGGGGUGUAAGUCAUUGCCUCAAGUCUUUUUAACUGGAGCCACAAACUGCAACCUCUUGAGACCUCUGAAGCUGGACAAAGACAACUGUUGUCUUUCAGGGUUUUUUGUAAAGUACGCUUUCUGCACUGGCCGGAAGUCUUUGCCCAUCUGUGCCAUACAAAGACUCAGGGUGAAACAGCCUGUGACCAAGGAGGUAUUUUGAGACAGCAAUGGACAAGCCCAUCCGUCCUCAUGUCCCCUGCAAUGGCUGAGUGUCCUCCCCCAGUGCACUGACAACGUAACCUGCAGGACCAUUAGCUACACACAGUUCCUCUGCCAAGAACACCAAGUCAAGGAGUGAAUGUCCUGCCUGCGACCUGUGACCAUUCCCAUGGACACUGUCAAGAUCAUCCAGUCUGAGAAGUUUCCUCGGGAGUGUCCUGUCCCUGAGACUCAGCCACGUUAUGCACCACCUCCCCGUGUGGCAUGGGAUGGAGGAGGUGAGGGAGAGGUUAUUGUCAACCAGGCAUGUGGUGACCUGACCAUGGAGGUUAACGGAAACACAGUUGUCCCACCAAGACCCCUGGUGUCGUCCCCUGCCCCUGUCCUCCGCCGUGAAGCCAGUUACCUUGCACAGCGCAAGGCCAGCGCAUCCGACAUCUGCUACCACCAGUUCCAUUACAAAAUGGACAACGUUAUCGUCAACCAGUAUGUGCUCCGCUCUUCCUCCACCUCUUCCUCCUCCUCUUCCACCUCCUCAGGCCCAGUAAUGCCAUGUGAACCGCUAGACUGCCCCACUUGUGGACACACCUACAACUUUGCCGGCAAGCGACCACGCAUUCUGUCCUGCUUGCACUCAGUGUGUGAGGAGUGCCUGCAGAUCUUGUAUGAGUCCUGUCCCAAGUACAAGUUCAUCUCCUGCCCCACUUGCCGCCGUGAGACCGUCCUCUUUACCGAUUACGGGCUAGCAGCAUUGGCCAUCAAUACCAGCAUCCUCAGCCGGCUGCCACCUGACUCUGCAGGGGCCGUGCAGUGGGGCACCGAUGGUGACCGCAGCUGCUAUCAGACGGUGCGCCAGUACUGUCAGUCGGCUUGCACUUGCCACAUUGCCAACCCCCUCUCCUCCUGUGGCAUCAUGUAGACCCGAGAGGGCAGCUCACCGGCACAACUCAUCCAAAAAAUGCAAUCCACCUGUGCCCACAAUCUUAAAAACUUGAGCCACUCACAUUCACUCCCCAUGAAAGUCAGAGAUGUAUCAGUAUAUUUAAUAGCACAGGAUACAUUGUGGAAGUGAAAAGGACACUUGUGCGCAGUAACAGAGCUACUGUAUGAAAUAUCAGAGUAAAUGUAUUUUAUGUAUGAACUUAUUCCCCUCUAGCCCUCAAGCUCUUGUUUGGAUGUGUUCAUCAUUGACAUCUCUUCAAAUGGGAAUGCCAAUAGAAGUCUAUUUCCCCUAUCGUGGGUAUAAUAAAGACCAAUAAAGAAUUUA
Xyrauchen texanus (razorback sucker) is the source of this 3281-nucleotide messenger RNA. Its product is annotated as RING finger protein 208-like. Bases 2154 to 2933 code for a protein of 259 amino acids. Gene Ontology annotation, molecular function: ubiquitin protein ligase activity. The record is from RefSeq and is a predicted model, not a curated record. Gene Ontology annotation, biological process: protein ubiquitination. The transcript is spliced from 3 exons. NCBI's taxonomy places the organism in Eukaryota, Metazoa, Chordata, Actinopteri, Cypriniformes, Catostomidae.